AUGGCUCAAACAGACGCAUGCGGCUACAAAACAAAAUACAGAAAUGCAUGCAAAGGCUUUACCAAAAGCCGAAUGGCUAAAAUUAAUGUUGGUGCUUCACCAAAAGCAACAAGUCAAAUUAAGGUAUUCGCUUCACCAAAAGCAACAACUGAAUUAAGGACAUGCGCGUCACCAAAAGCAACAAA
Molecule: messenger RNA, 185 nt
Organism: Paramuricea clavata
Lineage: Eukaryota; Metazoa; Cnidaria; Anthozoa; Malacalcyonacea; Plexauridae
Source: the annotation of a GenBank genome assembly